AUGUGGUGGGCACUCCAUGGAUGGAAAGCAAGGUUGUUGGCCAAAGGUGCUGCUACCAAUACAGCAACAGCCUGUCGUUGUCUGAAAUGUUUUGUCCUACUCUGUGGGCUAAAAAAAAACAAAGGUGUACAUGCAAUUGUGCAUAUUCCAAUUUGGCUCUUUUCUGUCCUGUGCAACAAACGCUACAUGGGAACUGACGAGUGGCUUCGUCCUGACCAGCGUGUUUAUCCCGACGAUAAAAGGGUUGGGCUUUGGCAAUUUCCUGAUUUCCUGAUUUUCUGGACUGAAACGAGUAUCUUAUUGGAAGCAACGGACAUGGAAAAGUAUGCUGAAAAUGCUCGACAAUAUUACUACACAGGACGCAGAAAUUUUGGGUAUGAAAUAGUGUCUUCUAUUGGGUGA
Molecule: messenger RNA, 402 nt
Organism: Ostreobium quekettii
Lineage: Eukaryota; Viridiplantae; Chlorophyta; Ulvophyceae; Bryopsidales; Ostreobiaceae
Source: the annotation of a GenBank genome assembly